GCAUGGUUUUCCUAAAACAAUCCUAUUAUUUUCAAAAAUCGAUGACCGGAUGUGUUUAUUUUACAUAGGUAGCUUGACAACCUCGCAUGACAGCUCGUACCUCCGUCACACAGAGUUGCUGCAAAUUGUGUUCCCGAGCAGCAGCUGUGCAGUUGGUUAGACGGACUGAAAAUGUUGUCCUACAUCAUUGGUCUGAUCCGGAGCGGCUUUGACAGCGUCAUCAACCUCAUCUUCAGACUCUUCUUCUCCAAGAGGAAACCUGCCAUCACCUUACAGGACCCAAACAUUAAGUAUGCACUGCGGCUGAUAGACAAACAGAUUGUCAGCCAUGACACCAGGAGGUUCCGCUUCGCACUACCUUCCCCGGAUCACGUCCUCGGCCUCCCUGUCGGGCAGCAUAUCUACCUGUCUGCAAAAGUCAAUGGGACCCUGGUCGUCCGUCCCUACACACCAGUGUCCUGUGAUGAUGACAAAGGCUUUGUGGAUUUGGUGGUGAAGAUUUACUUUAAAGGUGUAAAUCCUAAAUUCCCUGAGGGGGGGAAGAUGAGUCAGUACUUGGAGAGCCUCAGGAUCAAUGACACUAUCGACUUCAGAGGACCCAGUGGGCUUCUUGUUUACAAGGGCAAAGGUGUUUUUGCCAUUCAGCCAGAUAAAAAGUCUCCAGCUGUGAACAAGUCAGCCAAACACGUGGGCAUGAUCGCUGGAGGGACGGGAAUCACUCCCAUGUUGCAGCUGAUCACAGCGAUAAUGAAGGACCCACAUGACCGGACAGUGUGUCACCUGCUGUUUGCCAACCAGACUGAGAAAGACAUCCUGCUGCGUCCAGAGCUGGAGGAGAUCCAGGUGAACAACCCGGACCGCUUCAAGUUGUGGUUCACCCUGGACAGAGCACCUGAGGACUGGGAGUACAGCCAAGGUUUCAUCAGCGAGGAUAUGGUGAGGGAACACCUGCCGCCUCCCAGCGACAACACCCUCAUCCUGAUGUGUGGACCACCACCGAUGAUCCAGUUCGCAUGCAACCCCAACCUGGACAAGGUCGGCCACUCCAACAGCAACAGGUUCACCUUCUAGGGAAUCCAGGUUUGGAGACCUCGGGGCACCUAAUCAUUAUCUCUACCCUGAAAGCAUUAAAGCCCUUGUAUAGUUGCAGUGGGUAUUGCACUAUGUUUGCUACAGUAUAUUUAUGCCACAGCACAGACCAGUUCAUGGAAGGGGAGGGAUGAAGAUGGUGAAUGUUUGAUUGAACAGGAUGUUUUUGAUGGGACAGAGGGCUAGGUGUUUUCACACUGGUGGAUAUGAUUUCAGGUCUGAUGCAGACAAACCUACAGUCCUGCUGUGACCUCACUUUGGUUACAGUAACACAUCUUACUGGCUGUUUUGAGUGCCUUAACACUUGCUAGCUUUUUUUAUGUACAGUUCAGAAUUGUGACUGUGUGCGUUUCCAUUAUGGGUGUGGAGGCUGUGCUGCAGACUUAUCGCUGUCAUGCUAAAAGAUAUGUUGUGGAUUUGUUGAACAUAUGUGAUUUGUCGGCAGCUUUGGCUAGUUGUUAAGAUAUGCAGCCGCUAUUGACUUUGGUGCUUUUGUAUUGUAACAGGACUCAAAUGUACAAAUGCUACUAAAGAAGACAAGGAAAAUGCUUUUUCUCAUUUUUAUUACUCGAGAUUUAAAAAAAA
Molecule: messenger RNA, 1674 nt
Organism: Monopterus albus (swamp eel)
Lineage: Eukaryota; Metazoa; Chordata; Actinopteri; Synbranchiformes; Synbranchidae
Product: NADH-cytochrome b5 reductase 3-like
Exons: 9
Coding region: 172-1071 (299 amino acids)
Cellular component (GO): mitochondrion
Molecular function (GO): FAD binding; oxidoreductase activity
Source: RefSeq, a predicted model, not a curated record